UUUUAUGAUUUGUUAUCCAGAAGACACAGUAGAACCUACAUUUUUGUGUGUGACUUCGAAAAUUUGCUAUCAUUCUCAUUUUACAAGUUCGUUGGGCUAAAAAUGCCUCUCAGAUGAUUUUCACCUCUGAUUCUGAAGAUACUAGCAAGAGAUAAAGAUGUCUUUGUUCAAAGCAAGAGAUUGGUGGACAACAACGGUUGGUUCAGGAGAGGUCUUUGAUCAGGGCAGCCUCGCUGUAGCAAAGAUUGAUGGAAAUUCAGCUUCUCAUGACAAAAUUGUUGUUGGAAGUUUGAAUGGGGUUCUUCGGAUCUACCAGCCUCAACCGUCUAAAGGAGAUAACCUGAAAGCUGAAGAUGUAGUUCUUGAAGCUCAGUUGCAGCAACCCAUCCUUCAGGUUGAAACAGGACGCUUUGUUUCGGCAUCAGAAUCGGUGCAUUUAUCUGUACUCCAUCCCCGUAAACUGGCAAUUUACUCUGUCCAUGGUGUGACCGGUGCAGUGGAGCAUGGUUCUCAGUACCAUCUAAAACUCAUGUAUGAACACAACCUCCAGAGGACAGCACACAGUCUUGUAGUGGGACCAUUUGGAGGGGUCAAAGGAAAAGAUUUCUUGUGUGUUCAAUCAAUGGACGGCACCGUUUCUUUCUUUGAGCAGGAGAGCUUUGCCUUCAGUCGUUUCCUGCCUGGCUUUCUCCUACCCGGUCCUAUCAAAUACAUUCCACGUACCGAUUCCUUCGUGACGGUGUCGUCCUCAUGGCAGGUAGAAAGUUACAAGUAUCAGGUCCUUGCUGUGGCCUCUGAUUCCAAGACCAAGGAAGAGUCUCAGAAGAUGACGUUAGGCAAGAGAAUCACUGCUGACUGGACAUAUCCACUGGGGGAACCUGUCCUUGAUAUGUCAGUCAUAACUCAUGCAAAUGCAGUACCAUCUAUAGUCAUAUUGGGAGAGAGGUCAGUUGUCUGCCUGAAAGAUGUUGGAACGUUGUCUUUUUCUAAAAAGCUUGAGUAUAAUCCCAGUAGCUUCUUCAUAUAUGCCUCAUUAAAUGAGAAUAGCAUACAGUAUAUGGUUGGUACCCAUACCAGGCAACUUUUGGUCUAUGAAGAUGCAACACUCAAGUGGGCAGCCAAGCUUGAACAUGUUCCAGUCGCCUUGCGAAUUGGAGAGUUCCAAGAUUUAAAAGGAAUUAUUGUCAGCCUUGAUGAUGAAGGACACCUGAUGUGUUCCUACCUCGGUACCGAUCCGUCCCUCUUUGUGGUGCCUCCACCGGAUUCUAGGGAAAUAGACUAUGACAACCAAGACAAGGAAAUGAAAGAUCUUCAGAGAAUCAUCAAGGAUUCAUCUCAUAAAGCAGAUUUUGCUCCUAAGAAGAAGAUUGAUGAUGAUCUCACAAUGACAGCUUCUGUACCAUCCAAUCUAGAUGCGAGUUCAGCUGCUCAAGAAACGGAGAUACCAGAUGAAGAUCAGAUUCCUUUAUUAACUGUAAAGCUCACAUUGAAGAGUCAGACUGGAAUAUCUAAUGUACGAGUUUUACUACACUGUCCGUAUCCAUUGGCUGCAACACAGAGUACUUUCACCAUUCCAUAUGUCGGAGAUGUGUCUAAUCCCACUACCACAAUGAUCACGUUCUUCAUGAGAGGACAUUGUUUACCAGCUUCACUAGUUGCUAGGGCAACAGCAACAUACACUACAUCAGCAGGAGUACCACACAUUGUUCAGUGUACCAUCAAGCUACCUCUGAAGCUUGUAUGUAAACCCUGCCAACCUGCCAAGAAUGCUACACAUAAGAUCACACUGGACUCUAACAAGAAUUGUGCCAAUCUACACGAUAUAUUCCCAGAUUUAACAGGACCAGAAGGAAUGGGAUCAGGUAAUGCUCUUGGUUUACAGAUAUUUGGAGGUCCCAGAGUUACCAUCCUAGCUUCUAAAUCAUCACAGAGGUAUCGACUGCAGUGUGACAUCUUUGAAGCAAUGUGGCCUGUGGUCAACGAGUUCAUUGAACGUGUCAGAAUAUAUCAUGUGAAUACUGGGGUCAAGGAUUUCAAGCUCUCUUUCUCAUCAAAUCUUAUGAUGCAGGAAUAUUUUGAGCUUAUUGAUACACACAUGGAGUUGAGGGUUCACGCAGAGAGAUACAAGGAGCUUCUAGACCAGAGAGCUAAACAAUUCCGAGCCAUCCAGAGGAGACUUCUGACCAGGUUUAAGGAUAAGACCCCAUCACCUCUCAAUAAUCUUGAUACAUUAUUGGAAGGAACCUAUAGACAGAUAUUGAAAUUAGCUGAAGGCGUGGAUGAAAAUCAAAAGGCUCUAGUUCGCUGCUCCAUGGGUCUGAGCUGUGCCACUAGUAUAAUUACCACUCUUCUUGCUCUUGCUCAUGGGUUCAGCGAAUCAGAGAAAGAGAUCUUGGAUGCUAGUCUGUCUUCACAAGUACAGUGUGAAGGGGAUCAGGGUUGGGAGGAAACGGUAGAUGCAUCCAUCAUCAAUCUUCUGAAAACCUGCUUGGCUAAAUCAGCCAAAGACCAAGCGAUUAAUCCAGCCCCACUGACCUUGACACCGGAUACAACCAAGCUCAAGAAACAUAUCAUGCAGGUCACAGAGAAACUUGCAAAAGGUUCCCGGCUCCAUGUCGAAGGACAGGCACAGGGUGAGAGGGAUUCUUCAGUUGGGCACUCACAUUCAAAUUCUACAUCCGAGAGCAAUGAUUUCUUUGAUGAGGAACCUGCAUCUACUAAUAACAGGUCAUCGAUAGAAUCCAAGCCAGCACCGAUGGCAUCCCAGCCACAAGCACCACCCUACGAUGCAGCUGCACCACCAGAUCGUACAUCCUUAACAGAUGGUACACCGUCCAGCAAUGGACUAGGAGGACCAGCCCUCGCAUCACCCAGAAGCCAGGGUCUGCUGGGUGAUCUACCGGCUAUGGGAGGCAUUGGGGUGCGUGGGGGCUCAUCCCUACCAUCCCUUGGUGGAGCACCAGCAGGUGGUUCUUCGUUUCCUGCUCUGCAACCAAUCAAAAAGAAGAAGAAGAAAAAGAAGAAGUCUUCAAAACCUCGUGACGACGAUGAUUUGAGUGAUGACACAGAUCUAAGCAGCAUGGGACGGUCCUCUCCUGACUCUAUUGUCUUAUAGAAUAUUGAAAUGGUGAACAUCUGAGCCAAUAAUUCAAAUAGAUUUCAAUCUUUGAAACGGCGGUUCCUUAUCACCCUUAUUCAUUCCUUGUUCUUGUUCUUUUUUUUUCUUUUUUUAAAAUAAACACAUGCACACAUUUUUACCAUCGAUGCAUAGAGCAUUUUCAUUUAUUUGAUUAAAGAUAACAAGAGCCAUGUACGGUAUUUGCUUAGGGGCAUAAAGGGCUGUGUCGGGAAUCAAACCGUUGACUUUCAUGUGCGUGUCGGGUGCCUAAGACCACUUGGCCACUGGAAAAACGUGUAAAUGUAUGAGUGAUAUUUUAAAUGUAAGACUCGUGUUACAUAUUUUAGGGGAGGGAUUUUCAAAUCGUGAAAAUCUUCGCCGAUGUUUGGAAGCAAUAUGGAAUGAUCCAUUUAUCUAACUGCCAUUUUGAUUUCAUUCUUGACCUCUCUUGUUUAGAAUAUAUAGAGAAUGUAUACAACAAAAUUAAUCCUACUCCAUGGAAAAAUACUGGGAAAUUGAAAUUACUUGCAAAUCAGUUGAACACAUUUAACUAUCAUAUACACAUGAGUGCAGUUUUAAAUUUCUCCUAUGCUCAAGUAUUGAUGCAUGUCAUUGUUAAAAAAGUGAUGCUAGGACUUAUUUGUUCCCUUGUAGAUUUUAGACUUUGUUGAUCUAGACCUUGGGAUUUAAAUUUCCUGAAGGCUUUUGGGGUUCUUGCUGGUUAAUACGCAGGGUACUGUUUCCUGGUAGUUGUGAGCGCUAACACCGUGUCAUUAUCAGACAGCUUCUCGGCCAGUCAAGACCAAGGGAAGUCGUUUGAUCUUACAAGUGCUUUGCAGAAAUGAUAUUUGACAUGCAAUCUUAUUGAUUGAUAAACCGUAGAGCAUGUCCAAUGAGUGUGAUCUGGCCAAUGCAGUGAUGUGUUGCAUAAUAAUAACAAAUAAUCCUAGUAAGUAUGUCCAAUGUCCUGCAUAAUUUUCCAUCACUUCCUAAAAAUGUCUGCCCAAGGUUUUUAGGACCAUUAACUACUGCCCUUAGUCUUCAUUUCACCUUCUUAAAAUUAAAAAACACAAUACAACCAUUUUUUUUUUUCAAAAAUCUUAAAUGAAAAUAUUGAAAAAUUUUGAUAAAUUUCAUCACUUCAUAGUUGUAUUCCUUGAUUUCUCUAAAAAAAUUAUUAGAGAGAAUGUUGUGCAGUGGCUUUUAUUUUACAGAUUGAGUGCAAUUUUUAGUGUAAAUGAUUAAGAUAUUAACUUGUCAAAUGCAGAUUACGAUAGGGAAAAUGUUUUUUUUUUCUUUGAAAUUCAGAUACUGUCCUCAGAGGAUUUUGGGGUAUCCUUUAUGAAAAUAGUGAGUGUCAAUUCACUGGUGCGUGAAAUAUAAUUGCACCUAAUAAAGGUAGGUACCCUGUUGAAAUAAAACAAAAUGAAUAAAUGAAAUACUGUAACUAAUAGUAAUCAUGCAAUGUAUAACGCACAUAUUUUAACACUCUGCAGCAUGACCAAGGUUUUGCAUCAUUUGUUGAUGUUGUUGCAAUUUAGAUUUGUUGUUGCAAUUUAGAUUUGCCAAUGAUAACAAAUUAUCUGUAUUGGGGUUUUUUAAAUGGGAUGAAUUUUAAAUUGAGAUACGUAAGAUCAUUUCAUUACCAAAUUUUCACUUUUAAGAUAAGACAUUUUAAAGCCUUCAUGUUGUGAUAUGAAUUGAUAAAUUACACAAUACAAUAUACAUACCAUACAAAAAAGUGUUUUGUGGCCUUAUGGUUGUGGAUUGUCUUAUUGUCUCAUUUUCUUUCUUGCAGAUCAACUUCAAACUUGGUCCAAGUAUAAGACUAUAGUAUAAGUAUGCAUGUAGGAAUGAUGUAGUAGUGGUUUUUUUUUCAGGUCAUGGGUCAAAGGUCAUUUACCUGAAAAUAUUUUAUUCUUGCUAUAAUAUUUGAGGGAUCAAAUUCAAACUUGGCUCAUGUAUGCAUAUUGGAGCACAUGGGGGCAGCAAUCAUCUGAUGGGGUCUUAAGGUCAAAAGUCACACACGUCAUUGUAUAUUCUCUCUUCUGUUUCCUCAUGUUGAGGCUGAAUAUAUGAAGUAUCGUAAGUUGUAAAUUUCUUAAAAUGUAGGGGGUUUUCUAUUCAAAGUUAUAUUUGUAUUGCAAACCGUUUUGUAAAAAAUUAUUUUGUUGUAUGAAGUGAUUAGAAAACAAUAAGAUACAUUGUUUACAAACCAUAAAGAAAUGGUAUCAAGAUGUGCCUAUGAGAGACACUGUCUUAAAUUGAUGUUUUUAUGUCAAUAAUCAUGUACUGAUCAUAUGUGAUCAAAGUAUAGUUGCAGUAGCCUAGAUAAAAGAUUCUUUAGGGGCAAUUCUAUUAGGUAUGUACAUUCGACCUAUGUGUGGAACCUUACAAAAAUGAUUUGUCUCUCGUUUUCUAGUUCUUAUGAAAGGUUUUAAUGCUCUCAAGUUAUUACGGCUUGAUCUGAGUCUUUUUUUUCAUGAAGACUUGUCAUGAUAACAAAUUCUGUAACAAAUUAACUAUAUCAGCCAAUCAGAUUGAAUGAUUUUAGCAGCUUUUAACUGUUAUGGCACAUUUGUUAUCGUAACAAGUUUUAUGAAACGGGGCCCAGUUCAUUGUGUGAAGUAAAUAUGGGAGAAAUAGGGAUGGGAUGUACAAUAAAGGUUGAUUAUUUUAUGAUUGAAGACGCUGUCUUACCUGAAGAAACUUGUUAUCGUUGUUCAUUUUGAUUUAUUUGAGAAAUGGCAUAUGUUGAUAAAACCCACUAAGACCAGUGCAAACGGUGCAAUCAAAGAAAUAUUGGGCUUGUCCACUAUCUUCUUUAUCUGAAGGAUUAUUUGACAACCGGUGGCAUUUUUGUCUCGCCUGCAUAGCAGAGCGAGAUAAGACUAUAGGCGCCGCUUUUCCGACGGCGGCGGCGUCAACAUCAAAUCUUAACCUAAGGUUAAGUUUUUGAAAUGACAUCAUAACUUAGAAAGUAUAUGGACCUAGUUCAUGAAACUUGGACAUAAGGUUUAUCAAGUAUUACUGAACAUCCUGCCUGAGUUUCAGGUCACAUGACCAAGGUCAAAGGUCAUUUAGGGUCAAUGAACUUAGACCAUGUUGGGAAAAUUAUUUUCAAAAUCUUAACCGAAGGUUAAGUUUUUGAAAUGACAUCAUAACUUAGAAAGUAUAUGGACCUAGUUCAUGAAACUUGGGCAUAAGGUUAAUCAAGUAUUAGUGAACAUCCUGCUUGAGUUUCAGGUCACGUGACCAAGGUCAAAGGUCAUUUAGGGUCAAUGAACUUUGGUCAAGUUGGGGGUAUUUGUUGAAUUACUAUCAUAACUUUGAAAAUUUAUGGAUCUAGUCCAUGAAACUUGGACAUUAGGUUAAUCAAGUACCACUGAAUAUCCUGUGCGAGUUUCAGGUCACAUGACCAUGGUCAAUGGUCAUUUAAGGUCAAUGAACUUUGGCCGUGUUGGGGGUAUAUGUUAAAUUACCAUCCUAGCUCUGAAAGUUUAUGGAUCUAGUUCAUAAAACUUGGACAUAAGAGUAAUCAAGUAUCACUGAACAUCCUGUACGAGUUUCAGGUCACAUGACCAUGGUCAAAGGUCAUUAAAGGUCAAUGAACUUUGGCCGUGUUGGGGGUAUUUGUUGAAUUACCAUCCUAACUCUGAAAGUUUAUGGAUCUAGUUCAUAAAACUUGGGAUAUAAGAGUAAUCAAGCAUCACUGAACAUCCCCUGUGAGUUUCAGGUCACAAAACCAAGUCAAAGGUCAGUUAAGGUCAAUAAACUUAGGCCAUGUUGGGGUAAUUGUUGAAGUGCCAUCAUAACUUUGAAAGUUUAUGGAUAGAGUGAAUGAAAUGUGGACAUGGGUGUAGUUGACAGUCUUAAGUCUCCGUUCAAAUGUCAUUUAUGGUCAAUGAAUGUGGUAUUAUGUCAUUAUAUGAAUGAUGUUUUUGUGAAUGAUUAUUUUAUAGUAGUUUUCAAAGUUAGCACUGCUGCUAUAUUAAAUUGCGUAAUGCAGGCGAGACUGCCAGAGGCGUUCCACUUGUCUAAAUCAACUUUGACAAAUAAAACCAGCUUGCUUGAUGGAAAGUGAAUGGCAGAGGAAAGCUUUCAUGACUUUGUUUUUUCAAUUGUGUUAUUUUGUCAAAUUUGAAUAGAUGGUUAUUUUGUGUAUAUUUGUAUGAUCUUCUUAAGUUAUUGAUACACUCGCCCAUGUAUUCAUGUGUUCAAGUUAGACUCUAUUUCUUUACUUGGACCCCCUUUUCCUUUCUUACUUUAAUUUCCACCUUUUUUAUGUUCUCUCUUUCUCCCUUUUCCCCCUCUUCAUCUUGUCUCCAUUCCUUUGUAUUCGUUUACCUUCUUAUAUUUAUGUAUAGUUUAAUGUUAUGAUUAUUUGUCAAUCCUGUACUGUUUUGCUGUUUUUGUAUUUAUUAUGAAUCAAAUUGUGAUUUAUAUGUAUAUUGUGAUUAUUCCUAGAGUCAACAAUUAUAAUGAAUAAAUAGAUACUUUGACAAAAGACCUU
This is a messenger RNA of Lytechinus pictus (painted urchin), 7631 nucleotides long. RefSeq names its product protein PTHB1-like. Gene Ontology annotation, cellular component: membrane; BBSome. The record is from RefSeq and is a predicted model, not a curated record. NCBI's taxonomy places the organism in Eukaryota, Metazoa, Echinodermata, Echinoidea, Temnopleuroida, Toxopneustidae. Gene Ontology annotation, biological process: cilium assembly. The transcript has 23 exons. The coding region runs from base 158 to 3115 and encodes 985 amino acids.